Zea mays is the source of this 2811-nucleotide messenger RNA. Its product is annotated as Putative glycerol-3-phosphate transporter 1. Bases 868 to 2379 code for a protein of 503 amino acids. The record is from RefSeq and is a predicted model, not a curated record. Gene Ontology annotation, molecular function: transmembrane transporter activity. Gene Ontology annotation, biological process: transmembrane transport; phosphate ion homeostasis. Lineage: Eukaryota; Viridiplantae; Streptophyta; Magnoliopsida; Poales; Poaceae. The transcript has 3 exons. Gene Ontology annotation, cellular component: membrane.
GCCGGCAGACGUGUAGACACGCGUGCCACACAAGAUCCGGGCUCGCGCGGCUCAGUUUUUAUCUGGGACAGUCGAAGCGGGGCCCACAACACGGCCAUUGCCCAUUGACGUGGACUGACGACACGGGGCCCACCGUCUGGCGUCACGGCCGCGGGAACGGGGAAGCGCAGCCGAAAUCGCCGCUCCUGCGCGACGAGAACAGCGGCGGAUCCAAGCGGGCUGGCUUUCGUGCGGUGCGGGUGCCUGUGGGCUUGUGUGGCUCGGCGCCCGUGUGGCCCGUCCUGCGGCCUGUGGCUCGGCGCCCGUGGGGACGGGCACGCAGUGACGCGGCGGUCCGGGGCGCAGAAGGACCCGCACGGCACGCGAGGGAUAAUUCCAGUGGCGGGAAGGGAAUAUUCGGAUCGGACAGCUUCGCCGCCCCGUCGGCUCGGCCAUGAGUUCCGAUCCUCCUCCCCAUUUCCGACCCUACCCCUGCCAUGUCGCCGAAUACCCGCGCGCUGCAAAGGCACACCAAAGCGAAGGGGCCAGUUCCGUCCAAGGGCAGCACCGUAAAUCCCCGGCGCACCUUUCGAUAAAUGCGCUCUUGCUUCGGUGCCUUCGCCCUCCGCACCACGCAAACCGAGCUCGAGAACACCACCACGAACAAGAAAGAAACACGGCCGCGGCGGGGCGGGGCGGGGCUUCUUCUCCUUUUCCAACUCGCUGCCCGUUGCGUGAUUCCGCCGCGUCGCGUCGCGUGUGCAUUUGCGCGCGCGCGCAGGAGCCGCCGCUCCGAUCGCCCUGAAAAAGGUGCCAAUUGUUACUGAUUCCAGAUAUAGGUGUUCCUGCGCUGGAACUAACUGCGCCGCGACCUUCCUCAGCAAUCUUAUGCUCAUGUCUCACUCUCAACAGAUGGCGAAUAGUAGGAAGCCUCCUGGCCUCAGGUUACUCGGAGGCGCCGGCUCACUGACAACGUACCAGACACUAGUCCUGGUCCUCACGUUCUUGGCAUACACAUGCUUCCACAUGACUCGGAAGAUCCCAAGCAUAGUCAAGAGCGCUCUGGACCCGCAGACGAAGGUGGGGUUCUCGCACUGGGGACGGUUGCACGCCAGCAGAAACGCUCUCACCACCGGCUGGCUGCCGUUCAACACCGCCGACGGCUCCGCGCUGCUCGGCGAGAUAGACGUCGCGUUCCUCGCCGCGUACUCCGCCGGGAUGUUCUUCGCCGGCCACAUCGGCGACCGCAUGGAUCUGAGGGUCUUCCUGACGGUCGGCAUGGCCGGCACCGCCGUGUUCACGACGCUCUUCGGCGCUGGAUACUGGCUGAACGUCCACAGCUUCUACUAUUUCUUGGUUAUUCAGAUGGUUUCUGGCCUGUUUCAGUCAGUUGGCUGGCCUUCGGUUGUUGCGGUUGUCGGCAACUGGUUCGGGAAGAGUAAGAGAGGAUUGAUCAUGGGGAUAUGGAACGCACACACCUCUGUCGGGAAUAUAGCAGGCUCGCUGCUCGCCGCGUUCCUCCUGAAGUUCGGGUGGGGCUGGUCGUUUGCCGUCCCCAGCCUUAUCAUGGCGCUCGUUGGGUUGAUGGUGUAUGUUUUCCUGCCGGUUAGUCCUGAGGCCAUGGAGAUUGACAGUGACGGCGGUGAGCUUAACUGCGAGAAGGACGCUGUGAAGGAGCCUCUCUUGGAACCAGGCCAAGAAGUGAAACAUAGUGCAGUGGGGUUCUUAGAGGCAUGGAGGAUUCCUGGGGUCGCGCCGUUUGCUCUGUGCCUCUUCUUCUCCAAACUGGUCGCGUAUACCUUCCUGUACUGGCUGCCGUUCUACAUCAGCCAUACACGCAUUGGUGGCGAGUACCUCUCCGACGCCACGGCAGGAAGCCUAUCGACGAUCUUCGACGUCGGCGGCGUGCUGGGAGGGGUCCUGGCGGGCCACAUCUCCGACCGCCUGAACGCGCGCGCGAUCACGGCCGCGAGCUUCACUUACUGCGCGAUCCCCGCGCUCUUCCUGUACCGCACGUACGGGAGCAUGUCGAUGGCGUGGAACGUCUCGCUCAUGUUCGUCACGGGGAUGUUCGUGAACGGGCCCUACGCGCUGAUCACGACGGCGGUGUCGGCCGACCUCGGCACGCACAGCUCGCUCAACGGCAACUCCCGGGCGCUGGCCACCGUGACGGCGAUCAUCGACGGGACGGGGUCUGUCGGAGCCGCCAUCGGGCCGCUGGUGACGGGGUACGUCUCGUCGAGGAGCUGGAGCGCCGUGUUCACCAUGCUGAUGGCGGCGGCUCUCCUCGCUGGGCUCCUCUUGAGCAAGCUCGUGUGCGCCGAGCUGCAAGGGAAAACGCAUUCCAGCGUGAGCAAGGACGCAGGCGGUGAACAUGGUGCCUACUCAGAUGAAGUGUAAGUCUGAAGCCCUGGUUAGUAAGCCCACGUUCCCGACCUGAAGAUGAAAAGGCAGAGAUUUAGCUGCUGAGUGACUUGCUCAAAUGGCAAUUCAGAUGAUUUUCUUUUGUUUUGUGUGGUAGAAGAUGUAAGUGUGUGCUUAGAUUGGUUUUUCAGGUUUACUAGACUCUAGAGCCCAAAUACAGGCACAUUUUAGGCGCCUUUGUAAAUAAGGUCGGGCUCAUACUAGUUACCAUUGCUAGUUGCUCAAUUGUAUGUGAUGUUUAGGGUAUAUGUCAAAUGGAGGGCGAACCACCUUUUGUACACUGGAAUGGCCAACUCUGCAUUUACUUUGAAUGUUGGCCUUCUUUUUGUACGUGUAAACCGUGUGAAGGUUCAGAGAAUUUUGAAUUGAAGCAUCUAGGCUGACCGCUAGUGUUUGGUUGCGCCGGGA